UUUUAUUUAUUCGAAAGUUAUAUUUAUAAGAAUAAAGAAGAAAAAGAGAGAGGACGAACAAACACUAAUCAUAGUUUCUCUGGCAGGCUUGUUGUUGCGGCUUAAUAAAAAUUUCUUUAAAAAGCUCUUUUGUUAUUAUUACUUCACGUAGAUUUUCCCCAAAAAGCUCCCAUUUUUUUUAUUUCUUUUUUUAAUUCAACUUUUGUUUUACAGUGUGUGAGAGAGAGAGUGUGAUUGAGAAAAGACGACGACGAGAACGCCGGAGAAUUAGGAUUUUGAUUUUCACUCAGUGUUUGUUUUUCUGCUAAUGGGUUUUAAAGGGUUAUCGAAGAAAUGAGCGAUUUUUUAUGUGUUGAGGUUAUCUCUGUAGCAAAGUGUUAAUGGUGGUGAUUUUCGGAGGUUAGGGUUUUCUCGGAUCUGAAGAGAUCAAAUCAAGAUUCGAAAUUUAGCAUUGUUGUUCGAAAUGGAGAUGACUUGUGUGGUGUUUGUCUUACUUUCGUUGAUCUUACUUUCGAAUCAUUCACUGUGGCUUGCUUCUGCUAAUUUGGAAGGUGAUGCUUUGCAUACUUUGAGGGUCACUCUAGUUGAUCCGAACAAUGUCUUGCAGAGCUGGGAUCCUACGCUUGUGAAUCCUUGUACAUGGUUCCACGUCACUUGCAACAACGAGAACAGUGUCAUAAGAGUUGAUUUAGGAAAUGCAGAGUUGUCUGGCCAUUUAGUUCCGGAGCUUGGUGUGCUCAAGAAUCUGCAGUAUUUGGAGCUUUACAGUAACAAUAUAACUGGCCCAAUUCCUAGUAAUCUUGGAAAUCUGACGAACUUAGUGAGCUUGGAUCUUUACUUAAACAGCUUCACUGGUCCUAUCCCUGAAUCAUUGGGAAAGCUUUCAAAGCUGAGGUUUCUCCGGCUUAACAACAACAGUCUCACUGGGUCAAUUCCCAUGGCACUGACCAAUAUCACUACCCUUCAAGUGUUAGAUCUAUCAAAUAACCGACUCUCUGGUUCAGUUCCUGACAAUGGCUCCUUCUCACUCUUCACACCCAUCAGUUUUGCUAACAACUUAGACCUAUGUGGACCUGUUACAAGUCACCCAUGUCCUGGAUCUCCCCCGUUUUCUCCUCCGCCACCUUUUAUUCCACCUCCACCAGUUUCCACCCCAAGUGGAUAUGGUAUAACUGGAGCAAUAGCUGGUGGAGUUGCUGCAGGUGCUGCUUUGCUGUUUGCUGCUCCUGCAAUAGCCUUUGCUUGGUGGCGGCGAAGAAAGCCACUAGAUAUUUUCUUCGAUGUGCCUGCCGAAGAAGAUCCAGAGGUUCAUCUGGGACAGCUCAAGAGGUUUUCUUUACGGGAGCUGCAAGUGGCGAGUGAUGGAUUUAGUAACAAGAAUAUUUUGGGUAGAGGCGGGUUCGGGAAAGUCUACAAGGGACGUUUGGCAGACGGAACUCUUGUUGCUGUCAAGAGACUGAAGGAAGAGCGAACUCCAGGUGGAGAGCUCCAGUUUCAGACAGAAGUAGAGAUGAUAAGUAUGGCAGUUCAUCGAAAUCUCUUGAGAUUACGAGGUUUCUGUAUGACACCGACCGAGAGAUUGCUCGUGUAUCCUUACAUGGCCAACGGAAGCGUUGCUUCGUGUCUCAGAGAGAGGCCACCGUCACAGCCUCCGCUCGAUUGGCCAACGCGGAAGAGAAUCGCGCUAGGCUCAGCUCGCGGUUUGUCUUACUUACACGAUCACUGCGAUCCGAAGAUCAUUCACCGUGACGUAAAAGCAGCAAACAUCCUCUUAGACGAAGAAUUCGAAGCGGUUGUUGGAGAUUUCGGGUUGGCGAAGCUAAUGGACUACAAAGACACUCACGUGACAACAGCCGUCCGUGGCACAAUCGGUCACAUCGCUCCAGAAUAUCUCUCAACCGGAAAAUCUUCAGAGAAAACCGACGUUUUCGGUUACGGAAUCAUGCUUCUGGAACUAAUCACAGGACAAAGAGCUUUCGAUCUCGCUCGGCUAGCUAACGACGACGACGUCAUGUUGCUUGACUGGGUGAAAGGAUUGUUGAAGGAGAAGAAGCUAGAGAUGUUAGUGGAUCCAGAUCUUCAGACGAACUACGAGGAAAGAGAACUGGAACAAGUGAUACAAGUGGCGUUGCUUUGCACGCAAGGAUCACCAAUGGAAAGACCAAAGAUGUCUGAAGUUGUAAGGAUGCUUGAAGGAGAUGGGCUUGCGGAGAGAUGGGACGAAUGGCAAAAAGUAGAGAUUUUGAGGGAAGAGAUUGAUUUGAGUCCUAAUCCUAACUCUGAUUGGAUUCUUGAUUCUACUUACAAUUUGCACGCCGUUGAGUUAUCUGGUCCAAGGUAAAAAAAAAAUUGAUAAAAUUAUUGAACAA
This is a messenger RNA of Arabidopsis lyrata subsp. lyrata, 2369 nucleotides long. RefSeq names its product somatic embryogenesis receptor kinase 1. Gene Ontology annotation, molecular function: ATP binding; protein kinase activity; protein binding. The transcript is spliced from 11 exons. Gene Ontology annotation, biological process: protein phosphorylation. The coding region runs from base 464 to 2341 and encodes 625 amino acids. NCBI's taxonomy places the organism in Eukaryota, Viridiplantae, Streptophyta, Magnoliopsida, Brassicales, Brassicaceae. The record is from RefSeq and is a predicted model, not a curated record.